Messenger RNA from Chlorocebus sabaeus (green monkey), 6051 nucleotides. It is a transcript of the gene ZNF175, whose product is annotated as zinc finger protein 175. Gene Ontology annotation, cellular component: nucleus. The record is from RefSeq and is a predicted model, not a curated record. Gene Ontology annotation, biological process: regulation of transcription by RNA polymerase II. Lineage: Eukaryota; Metazoa; Chordata; Mammalia; Primates; Cercopithecidae. Gene Ontology annotation, molecular function: DNA-binding transcription activator activity, RNA polymerase II-specific; RNA polymerase II cis-regulatory region sequence-specific DNA binding.
UUUGGCUGAGCGAUGGGGGGUUUCUGGAGUGGGUGAGGGGUGCUGUGGGGUAAGUGGCUUUUGCUAAUUUUAGUUGGAUAAUUAGCUGGUUAAUUUUCCCUCUUUUCUUGCUUAUUUUCUGCUUGUAAUAAGUAUUUUUGUGACUUAAAUUACAAGUGUACUUUAAUACCGGAUAUUAUAUUGGUCCACGAAACUUGCUAACUUGAGGACAGCGAACGUGCGUCUUAAGAGCGCCUUUGCAGAUGGUGCUGGAGGACGUUCAGGGAAGGGAUUCACUCUCCGUGGGACUCAAGAAAUUAGUGAUUGAUUGGCACCCAAGAGCUUCAGAGGUUGGAGGCCUUUGAGGAUCACAUUGUAACACUCAGGGGACCAGUGAUGGGCGACCUAUAGUAAUCAGUAGAGUGGGAUUCCCAGGAGUAGCCUAUGGCAGCCAGUUGACUGGAGGCAUAGGGGGUUAAUGAUGGGGAUUUGUGAGGGUGACUGCAUUGCUUUCUAGGCAGUGAGUGUUGGGGUCCUUCAGGGAUUGGUGAGUGGGGUAGUGUUGGCCUCUUCUUGGGUCCUUCGAUAUGGUAAGGAUCGGUAAUUGACAGUUGAGCAGAUCGACGAUGGUCUCCUAUUGGAGCAUUUCAUUUGGACCCCUAUGUUGGAGAUUAUUUGUCGUUUUAUGGAAACCAGAAAAUUGUACUCGCUGGGAAACAUUUCUUGGCUAUCAGGGCAGUAAUGAUUUCAGAAGCCUGGGCCAUGUCAGUGACUGGGAGGCAUUAUGGAACUUUCUGGCAGCCCUGUAGUCCACUCAUUGGGGAUUUCUGAAAGUCACUGCUGUCAGUGAUUGCAUUCAGGUGCCGUGGGGGCAACUUAUUGUGGACAGGCAAGAAAUGGUAAUUGGUGGCCCUGAUGCAUGUCUGCAAAUUUUCUGCGUCAAGGUGGGGAUUGGGACAGUGAUUUUAAGUUUUAGCUCUAGUCAGAAGAGGCUGGUCUGUGUGGUGUGUUAUGGAUGGGGACUGAAAAGUCCAGAAGCUCAGAAUAGGUACACCAGACAAAGCCACCUCCCAGCCUGAGCUCUAUGAAGGCAACAGGAAGAGGAAAUGGUGUUUCCGGAAGCUGGCUAUGCUUCUGCAGAAUCCCCGGGUCAGGCCACCUCAUUGAGGCUGCAGGAUCUCUCUUCAUAGCCCAGCACGCCUCUCGGAAGUGUCCCUGGUUGGAGAAUCCAAACAGCUAUCCAGCUUCUGGCUCCUGGGAAAAGUGGAGUUGUCAGCAAGAGAGACCAAGAGUAGAAGUCCAGAGCGGAGAUGCCUGCUGAUGUGAAUUUAUCCCAGAAGCCUCAGGUCCUGGGUCCAGAGGAGCAGGAUGGAUCUUGCGAGGCAUCACUGUCGUUUGAGGACGUGACCGUGGACUUCAGCAGGGAGGAGUGGCAGCAACUGGACCCUGCCCAGAGACGCCUGUACCAGGAUGUGACGUUGGAGCUCUAUAGCCACCUCUUCUCAGUGGGGUAUCACAUUCCCAACCCAGACGUCAUCUUCAGAAUGCUAAAAGAAAAGGAGCCAUGUGUGGAGGAGGCUGAACUCUCACAUCAGAGGUAUCAAGAAGAGGAGUUUGGGCUUGAAAUCCCACAAAAGGAGAUUUCUAAGAAAGCUUCAUUUCAAAAGGAUAUGGUAGGUGAGUUCACAAGAGAUGGUUCAUGGUGUUCCAUUUUAGAAGAAGUGAGGCUGGAUACAGACCGUACAAAGAAAGAUAAGCAAAAUCAAAUUCAGCCCAUGAGUCACAGUGCUUUCUUCAACAAGAAAACAUUGAACACAGAAAGCAAUUGUGAAUAUAAGGACCCUGGGAAAAUGAUUCACACGAGGCCCCACCUUGCUUCUUCACAGGAACAACCUCAGAAAUGUUGCUUAUUUACAAAAAGUUUGAAGCUGAACCUAGAAGUGAGUGGUCAGAAUGAAAACAAUGACACAAAACAGCUUGAUGACGUUGUUGGGUCUGGUCAGCUGUUCAACCAUAGCUCCUCCCAUGCUUGCAGCAAGAAUAUCCAUACAGGAGAGACAUUUUGCAAAGGUAAUCAGUGUAGAAAAGUCCGUGGCCAUAAACAGUCACUCACGCAACAUCAAAUUCAUACUCAGAAGAAACCAGAUGGAUGUUCUGAAUGUGGGAGGGACUUCACCCCAAAAUCACACCUCUUUGCCCAACAGAGAAUUCAUAGUGUAGGAAACCUCCAUGAAUGUGGCAGACGUGGAAAAGCCUUCACGCCACAACUAAAACUCAGUGUAUAUCUGACAGAUCAUACAGGUGAUAUACCCUAUAUAUGCAAGGAAUGUGGGAAGGUCUUUAUUCAGAGAUCAGAAUUGGUUACGCACCAGAAAACACACACUAGAAAGAAGCCCUAUGAAUGCCAUGACUGUGGAAAAGCCUUUUUCCAGAUGUUAUCUCUCUUCAGACAUCAGAGAACUCACAGUAGAGAAAAACUCUAUGAAUGCAGUGAAUGUGGCAAAGGCUUCUCCCAAAACUCAACCCUCAUUAUACAUCAGAAAAUUCAUACUGGUGAGAGACAGUAUGCAUGCAGCGAAUGUGGGAAAGCCUUUACCCAGAAGUCAACACUCAGCUUGCACCAGAGAAUCCACUCAGGGCAGAAGUCCUAUGUGUGUAUCGAAUGCGGGCAGGCCUUCAUCCAGAAGGCACACCUGAUUGUCCAUCAAAGAAGCCACACAGGAGAAAAACCUUAUCAGUGCCACAACUGUGGGAAAUCCUUCAUUUCCAAGUCACAGCUUGAUAUACAUCAUCGAAUUCAUACAGGGGAGAAACCUUAUGAAUGCAGUGACUGUGGAAAAACCUUCACCCAAAAGUCACACCUGAAUAUACACCAGAAAAUUCAUACUGGAGAAAGACACCAUGUAUGCGGUGAAUGUGGGAAAGCCUUCAACCAGAAGUCAAUACUCAGCAUGCAUCAGAGAAUCCACACCGGAGAGAAGCCUUACAAAUGCAGUGAAUGUGGGAAAGCCUUCACUUCGAAGUCUCAAUUCAAAGAGCAUCAGCGAAUUCACACGGGUGAGAAACCCUAUGUGUGCACUGAAUGUGGGAAGGCCUUCAACGGCAGGUCAAAUUUCCAUAAACAUCAGGUGACACACACUAGAGAGAGGCCUUUUGUCUGUUCCAAAUGUGGGAAGGCUUUUGUCCAGAAAUCAGAGUUGAUUACCCAUCAAAGAACUCACAUGGGAGAGAAACCUUAUGAAUGCCUCGACUGUGGGAAAUCGUUCAGUAAGAAACCACAACUCAAGGUGCAUCAGCGAAUUCACACGGGAGAAAGACCUUAUGUGUGUUCUGAAUGUGGAAAGGCCUUCAACAACAGGUCAAACUUCAAUAAACACCAAACAACUCAUACCAGAGACAAAUCUUACAAAUGCAGUUAUUCUGUGAAAGGCUUUACCAAGCAAUGAAAUCCUAGUGCAUCAGCAUAUUCAUAAAUGAAAUACACUCCCUGAGUUUCUUGAAGAAGAGAAAAUCUCAGAAUCAGGUCUAAUUGUAUGUUAUUGAAUUCAUGCUUCAAUAAACUCUAGGGAUGCACUGCAUGAAGGGGGCCGGCCCCUCCACACCUGUGGGUAUUUCUCAUCAGAUGGGACGAGAGACUGAGAAAAGAAAUAAGACACAGAGACAAAGUAUAGAGAAAGAAAGAUGGGCCCAGGGGACCGGCGCUCAGCAUACGGAGGACCCGCGCCGGCGCUGGUCUCUGAGUUCCCUCAGUAUUUACUGAUCACUAUCUCUACCAUCUCGGAGAUGGGGAUGUGGCAGGACUAUAGGGUAAUGGUGGGGAGAGGGUCAGCAGGAAAACAUGUGAGCAAAGAUCUCUGUUAUAAAUACAUUUAAGGAAAGGUGCUGUGCCUUGAUGUGCACGUAGGCCAGAUUUAUAUUUGACUUGACACAAACAUCUCAGUGCACUGAAGAGCAGUAUUGCCGCCAGGAUGUCUCACCUCCAGCCAUAAGGCAGUUUUCUCCUAUCUCAGUAAAUAGAACGUAUGAUCAGGAUUUACACCAAGACAUUCUAUUCCCAGGUACAAGCAGGAGACAGAUGCCUUCCUCUUUUACUAAUUCUCCUGAGCACAGACCCUUUACGGGUGUCGUGCUGGGGGACGGGCAGGUCUUUCUCUUCCCAAGAGGCCAUAUCUCAGGCUAUCACAUGGGGAGAAACCUUGGACAAUACCCGACUUUCCUGGGCAGAGGUCCCUGCCGCUUUCCACAGUGCAUUGUGUCCCUGGGUACUCAAGGAUAGAGAAUGGCGAUGAGUUUUACCAAGCAUACUGCCUUCAAACACACUUUUAACAAAGCUCAUCCUGCACAGCCCUAAAUCCAUUAAACCUUGAGUCAACACAGCACAUGUCUGUGCAAGCACAGGGUUGGGGCUAGGAUUACAGAUUAACAGCAUCUCAAGGCAGAAGAAUUUCUCUUAGUAUAGAACAAAAUGGAGUUUCUUAUGUCUACUUCUUUCUACAUAGACACAGUAACAGUCUGAUCUCUCUUUCUUUUCCCCACACUGCAUGUGUGAACACAUGGCAAAGUCAUGCUUUAUUUUAUGUGAGGGCAAUUACUGAGAAAAGAGUAAGCAGAAAUAUCCUUCCCUUAGUACUGGCCUCAUUAAGGAUUAUAAAUUUUCACCCUGGGAAGAAACCCUGACUAAUGCAUUGAGAAAAGCCUUUCUGUAAAGAAUGGUACAAGACAGGUUGUUACCCAAUUAUUUAUAGUAAAGUUUGUGGGAAAUUAUAUCAAUGAUAACCCUGUUUGUUUUGGGAUAUAUUUCUAAAGUGCCAAUACAGUAAUGAUAGGACAAUAUUAUGUGUAUGUGUGUGUGCCUUAUGUAUAUAAGCAUAUGUAUUAUAUGCAGGUUUAAUAUCCCUUCCCCAAAGUGCCUGGGAUCAGAAGCAUUUUGGAUUUCAGAUACUUAACAGAUUUUGGAAUAUUUGCAUUAUAUUUAUUGGUUGAGCAUCCCUAAUCUGAAAAUCCAAGGUGAAAUGCUCCAGUUAGCAUUUCCUUUGAGCGUCAUGUUAGAGUUCAGAAAGUUUCAGAUUUUGGGUUUUCAGACUAGGGAUACCCAACCUGUAUGUACAUAUAUUUAGGUAUCUAUGUAUGUAUAUGUAUGCAUAUGCAGACAUAUGUAUAUGGUCUGGUCAGCAUAUGUGUAUGUAUGCGUACGUAGGUAUGUAUGCCCUCAGUGCAAUGGGUUUGCAGCAGAAUUCACUGCACAGCAUUAGGUGUAGGUAGAUUACAGUUAUUUUUUAAGAGAAUCUAAUUUAAUUGUUUUUAUAAAAAUUAUUCCCUGUUGAAUAUGUCAUGAGGUUGUAUCAACAAUGAUUAACUCCUUUAUUAUACAUACACAUGAAUGUACAUUUUUAGUAAAUGCAUAAAUGAGAUUCUAUAAUGUUUACUGAUCUUUAUAUUAUAGCUUUUCUCUUCUUUCAGGAUUAGCUCAGCUUGCCCCUCCCUUUCCAUCUCCACCAUCUAUAGUGAGCCUCUCCAUAAUCAGUGCCAACCAUUAGUCUGGUUCAAGUUUCUGCAUAGAUAAUCAGUGCCAACCAUUAGUCUCGUUCAUAUUUUUACACAGGCCCCUAAACAUACACACCAGGAGUCAACAAACUGUGGCCAAUGGCCAAAUAUGGCCUCCCAGCUGUUUUUUUAAAAUAAAGUUUUAUUGGAACACAGCCAUGUUCAUUUAGACAUGUAUUGUCUGGGCUUCUUUCAUGCUCCACUGGCAGAGUUGAGUAGUUUUGGUGGAGAUCAAAUGGCCCCCAAGCUGGAAACUGAAAAUAUUUACUCUCUGGCUCUUUACAGAAAAUGUUUGCCAACACAUCACACACACACACACACACACACAUUACUAUGCUCAUAAUCAUAUACCCGUGUAAGGACCCUUUCCUUGAUUUAUAAAACUCAGAUCUCUUACGUGUGUGGAUGGUAUUUUUUUCAUUCUACAAUCCAUGAUGGGUUGCACACACAUGUAUUCUAUGAGGUUGACCUGUCAUAAUUUAUUGAGCCAUUCCCACAGUUUUGAUUACUUAUUUCCCCCACACACAC